AAAAAAUGAACCGAUAGUUUUUAUUUUUAUCCUAUAUAUAAAUAAAGCACUGUGCAUGAACAUUUUUCUAGGGUUUUGUUGAAAUGGAAAUGAGUAGUAGACGAUCAAAUUAUACUUUAUUGAGUCAAGUACCGGAUGAUAAUUUCGUUCCUAGAGGUGGUGAUUGGGAAUUAAUUGAUCAACGUAAUUUGAUUCAACAACAACAACAACCAAUUAAUCGGAUCGGUGGUUUGCAAAGACAAUCAAGUGGUAGUAGUUUCGCUGAGAGUUCAAUAUCCGGUGAUUAUUACGUACCAUCAUCAUCUAAUGCUAAUGAAAUGGUGUCGUUUGGGUAUUUAAAUAAGCCAUUGGAAGGGGGAGCUAAUAAUAAUAAUAAUAAUAAUAAUAAUAGUAAUUUGUGUGGUGGUUUGGGUUUGGGUUCGAGUUCGAAGAGUUGGGCACAACAAACUGAAGAGAGUUAUCAGUUGCAAUUAGCUUUGGCUUUAAGGCUUUCUUCUGAAGCUACUUGUGCUGAUGAUCCCAAUUUCUUGGAUCCCGUGCCAGAUGCGUCGUCGUCGUCGCGUGGUUCGGUUUCAGCUGCUUCAGUCGAGACUGUUUCGCAUCGAUUUUGGGUAAAUGGAUGCUUGUCCUACUUUGACAAAGUGCCUGAUGGAUUUUACUUGAUUCAUGGGAUGGAUCCAUAUGUCUGGAUUGUCUGCUCAGAUCUACAAGAAAAUGCCCGCGUUCCAUCCAUUGAAUCAUUGAGAGCUGUUGAUCCCUCUGUAGUACCAUCAGUUGAAGUGAUUUUGGUUGAUCGGCGCACCGAUCCUAGCUUGAAAGAACUGCAGAAUCGGAUCCAAAAUAUCUCUCCUAGUUGCAUAACAACAAAAGAAGUAGUUGAUCAGCUUGCUAAUGUGGUCUGCAAUCAUAUGGGGGGCGCAGCUUCUGCUGGAGAAGAUGAGUUAGUUCCUUUGUGGAAGGAGUGCAGUGAUGACCUGAAGGAUUGUCUAGGAUCCAUCGUGCUUCCCAUUGGUAGCCUGUCUAUUGGCCUUUGUAGGCAUCGAGCUUUGCUAUUUAAAGUGCUUGCUGACAUAAUUGAUUUACCAUGUCGAAUUACCAAAGGAUGUAAAUAUUGUAAUAGAGCUGAUGCUUCCUCGUGUCUAGUUCGAUUUGGACUUGACAGGGAAUACCUGGUUGAUUUGAUUGGGAGCCCUGGAUGUUUAUGCGAACCAGAUUCCUCGCUCAAUGGCCCAUCUUCUAUAUCAAUUUCUUCACCAUUGCGAUUUCCGAGAUUCAGAGAAGUUGAACCAAAAACUGAUUUCAGGUCACUUGCCAAACAGUAUUUCUCGGAUUGUCAAUCGCUUAAUCUUGUGUUUGAGGAUUCUUCAGCAGGAGCUGCUGUUGAUGGAGAUGCAGGACAAACUGACAGAAGUAACAUCGAGAGAAACAGUGCAGUCCCUAGUUCAAGUAACCGUGAUGAGAUUUCUCGAUUACCUGUGCCUUCAAUUAAUGCAUGGAAAAAGGGUCAUGACAAAGACAGUCAACUUCCUGGUAUAUAUAAUCCUCAAAAUAUCUUAAGCUCAAUGAACAUGGACAGGGAGAUGGCUCCUAUUAAGCAUGUACCUUCAGUUGGGCAGGGAGAUGCGCGACCGCUAAUGUCAUUAUCAGACCCAAGACAGAGGUUUCUUGAGGGAGGUAGUCAACUUGUUCCCGCUAAAACAAGUAGAGACCUUGCCCUUGAAGUAGAAGAUUUUGAUAUUCCCUGGGAAGAUCUUAUUCUGAAGGAGAGGAUUGGGGCAGGGUCUUUUGGUACUGUUCACCGUGCUGAUUGGAAUGGCUCGGAUGUUGCGGUGAAGAUUCUCAUGGAACAAGAAUUUCAUCCAGUGCGAUUCCAGGAAUUUUUGCAGGAGGUUGCAAUUAUGAAGCGGUUGCGACAUCCAAAUAUUGUGCUUUUUAUGGGUGCUGUUACUCAGCGACCAAACUUGUCGAUAGUCACAGAAUAUUUAUCAAGAGGUAGCUUAUAUAGACUUCUUCAUAAAUCUGGUGCUAGGGAGGGUUUGGAUGAAAGGCGUCGGUUGGCUAUGGCAUACGAUGUGGCAAAGGGGAUGAAUUAUCUACAUAAACGCAAUCCUCCCAUUGUUCAUAGAGAUUUAAAAUCUCCAAAUCUUUUAGUGGACAAAAAAUACACAGUGAAGGUCUGUGAUUUUGGUCUUUCUCGUUUAAAAGCAAACACAUUUCUCUCAUCAAAGUCGGCUGCUGGGACUCCGGAGUGGAUGGCACCUGAAGUUCUUCGUGAUGAACCAUCAAAUGAGAAAUCUGAUGUAUACAGCUUUGGUGUCAUUUUGUGGGAGCUGGCAACCUUGCAACCACCUUGGGGUAAUUUGAACGCAGCGCAGGUUGUAGCAGCUGUCGGCUUUAAGGGGCAAAGACUCGAAAUUCCACAUGACUUGAAUCCUCAAGUGGCAAGCAUUAUUAAGGCUUGCUGGGUCAGAGAACCAUGGAAACGUCCCUCCUUUUCUGCAAUCAUGGAAAUGCUGAAACCGCUAAUUAAACCUCCUGCAGUACCUCCUCAACCAGGCCGUACAGACAUGCAGUUGCUUACGUGAAUGUCUGUGAUAGAUAUAUGAUUUCUGCACAUAUUUGUAUUCUUUGUCAAUCAUCUUCUGGGAGGGACAAGUCUUCGUUUACUUCAGGUUCCUGUAUCCUGAAAUCUGUCUCUUCAUUCUGCUAGAUUAUACUUUUCCCUUGGGUGCCCACAUAUUAGUCCCAUUUUAAGUCAGUGCAACACUGCAAUUAGAAGUUAAGUGUUGGUGAUCGUAUCAACUAUCUGACUUCAACUUGGGAGAUGUGAGAGGGUUCACCUCUUGCUGUUUCUUUUGUUCUGUACAUAUUAGUUCAGAAUGCCCGUGUAGAGCUGUAAUUUUUUAUUUUUUUCCCACGAAUUCAAGCUGCCAUGUCUCCUAGAAGACCAUUUGCAAUUGGCUUGUACACUUCCUCCUGGACAUAUUGUUUAGCCAUGUGAUUUUGUUAAUGCCAGAAACUGUUCUUUAAUUUUCCUUUCCAGAAAUGAUUUUGUAUGUAUAAGAAUUUAUAAUGGGAAGUUGUCUUAUAGAAAUGCACAGUUUGAAUCA
Lycium barbarum (goji berry) is the source of this 3110-nucleotide messenger RNA. Its product is annotated as serine/threonine-protein kinase CTR1. NCBI's taxonomy places the organism in Eukaryota, Viridiplantae, Streptophyta, Magnoliopsida, Solanales, Solanaceae. Gene Ontology annotation, molecular function: ATP binding; protein kinase activity. The coding region runs from base 84 to 2585 and encodes 833 amino acids. The transcript is spliced from 15 exons. The record is from RefSeq and is a predicted model, not a curated record. Gene Ontology annotation, biological process: protein phosphorylation.